This is a messenger RNA of Capronia epimyces CBS 606.96, 1248 nucleotides long. RefSeq names its product translation factor pelota. The record is from RefSeq and is a predicted model, not a curated record. Gene Ontology annotation, biological process: nonfunctional rRNA decay; nuclear-transcribed mRNA catabolic process, no-go decay; RNA surveillance. The coding region runs from base 1 to 1248 and encodes 415 amino acids. NCBI's taxonomy places the organism in Eukaryota, Fungi, Ascomycota, Eurotiomycetes, Chaetothyriales, Herpotrichiellaceae. Gene Ontology annotation, cellular component: cytoplasm. The transcript has 2 exons.
AUGCGCUUGAUCAAACGCCAUCUCGACGAUGACGGCAGUGGUAGUGUCACGUUAUGCCCGGAAGAACCUGAGGAUAUGUGGCAUGCUUACAACCUGAUACGACCUAGAGACCUCCUUACCGCGUCGGCAAUACGCCGAGUAACCACGGAAUCGUCCUCCACCGGCUCUACCGCCUCCCAACGGGUUCACACCAAUCUUACGGUUCGAGUCAAGUCAGUUGAUUUCGAUCCCCAAGCUGGACAGUUGCAUGUCUCUGGCCAGAUCUCCAGGGAAAAUCGGUACACAAAGAUCGGACAGUUUCAUACCCUCGACCUCGAGUUGCAACGCAACUUCACCCUUGAAAAACAAGUGGAGGGAAGCGAUGGCGGAGAAGGCUGGGACAGUGUUGCUCGCGCGCAACUCGAAGAGGCAAUCGAUCCGGCAAGAGGCACUGAAGCAGUUGCAGUCGUUAUGCAGGAAGGCCUUGCGAAUAUAUGUUUCAUCACUCAACACAUGACUGUCCUAAGGCAGAGGAUCGAUGUCUCGGUUCCUCGAAAACGGACAGGUGCCGGAAGAUCUACGGAUCAUGAUAAAGGCCUGGAGAAGUUUUUUGCAACGGUAUUGGACACGCUAAUGAGGCAACUGGAAGGUCUCAUGGAAGGCAAAGACAGCAGCACAAAUUUCCCUAUUUUGCUGGCAAGCCCUGGAUUCACUGCUUCCGGCUUCCUGAAAUAUAUCAACGACACUGCGGCCUCCAAAGGUAGCAAGCUUCUACAGGACAUGGCCAAGCGGAAGGCAUUUGUUGUGGUCCACAGUAGCUCCGGUCAUCUGCACAGUCUCAACGAAGUACUCAACAGCCCAGAAGUUUUGGCAAGACUUAAAGAUACCAAGUACGCAAGAGAGACCGCGUUGAUGGACGGUUUUUUUGCCAUGCUACGAAAGGACGAUGGCCGGGCGUGGUAUGGGCCGAAGGAAGUUGAGACAGCCGUGGAGAAGGGAGCGGUAGGUCGAGGCGGUGGAGUCCUCCUCAUCAGCCAUUCAUUAUUUAGAAGUCAAGAUAUAGCUACCAGGAGACGAUGGGUCAGACUGGUAGACCGGGUAAGGGAGGUCGAAGGCGGCGAGGUGAGGGUUCUCAGCAGUGACCAUGAGAGUGGGAAACGGCUGGAAGGGCUCGGUGGCAUCGCGGCUAUACUGACUUUUCCCAUCGAAGAGAUGGACUUUGAUGGUGAGGAGUCUGAUCAUCCCGAUAAUGGUAGUGAAGCAUCAUGA